This is a messenger RNA of Durio zibethinus, 1519 nucleotides long. RefSeq lists its product as uncharacterized. NCBI's taxonomy places the organism in Eukaryota, Viridiplantae, Streptophyta, Magnoliopsida, Malvales, Malvaceae. The record is from RefSeq and is a predicted model, not a curated record.
UAAAGUAAAAGAGAAAAAUUUAUCACCCAGUUCGACACCCCGAAAAAGGGGUUCUCCGAGUCAGCCGGUGAUAUUGUUUUUUUGAAGUUGUAUUGUCUCUAGGCAGCGAGCUUCGAACUACAUUCUUAGAAAAUCUCUGCGAGACUAUUUUUUCUUUUGUUGGGGAGAGAGGGAUGAAUAGGGCAAUAAAAGCAGCCAUUUUCAACUCACAAAGCAACUAUCUUUUCCAGAGGGCUGCCUGCUUCCAUUCCACUCCCGUCCUUGAACAUAAAAGACGCAACCAUUGGCAAUUUGUUAAGAGGCCCAGAAGGCUACGUGCAAAACAACAAUUAUUGCGCAAUAUUGGUGCUUAUGCAGACUACAUAUUGGAGAGCUGGAAAGAUGAGUUUCAUGAAGAUGAUCCAUCAUCAAGCAGAGGCCCCUCGUGGUUCAAAAAGCAGUACAGUAAGAGAUCCAGAAGAGAUUGGCCUGGCAAUAGGGAAUUUCAAUACAGGGGUAGAAGACCUUUUGAGUUUUGUGAAGACAAUGAUGAUGACAUCGAGAGCAUAUUUGGGUCUGCAUUUGGUGGAAGCCGGUUCUUUUAUUGGUCCUUCAUUAAUGAGGAGAAUCCUCAAUGGAGGAACUCAUCCAGAUACUCAAAUAAGUAUGAGGAAUAUUGGAAGUGGAGACAUCGAUUUGAUGAGGAUUCUGACUCCUCAACAGAAUCUGGUACUUCUGAGAGUUCAGACCAAGAGACGAUUGCAGACAGGCAGGCCCUUGGGCUAAGUGCAUCUGGCCCUCUAACACUUGAAGACAUUAAAAAUGCAUAUCGAGCCUGUGCACUGAAAUGGCAUCCAGAUCGUCAUCACGGCUCUUCCAAGGCUGUUGCGGAGGAGAAAUUCAAGCUUUGCAACUCAGCAUAUCAGUCUUUGUGUGAUAAGUUGGCUGUAAACUGAGGAUUCUUUUGAAGCAUGUUCUCUAGCUUUCUUCAAGCCACUAUAUUUCUUCGGAGGUGAGGAAAUCUGUCAUGUUUAUGACAGUAAGAUUGACAUUUUGUAGUUUAGAUUCAUUGAGAUAAUGGUGCUGUGGUGUGGGCUACGUGAAUUCAGUUUCGUUCCCCCCCAUGUGUACUGUGGCAUAAACACCAGCUAUGGUGAUUUUAUGUGAUUUAACAUUUAAAUGCAUCAUAAUUUAUACUAUCAUUUAUCAAGAAUGAUGACAAGAAUGAGCCUCUGUUUCUCAUCUGGGUUGGUUGCCAGAAUUGAGGGGGACUAUGAAUAACCGAUGAUGAUAUUCCAAACACUUCCAUCCUUUCCCAGUCUCACAGCAGAUAUUAUUAUUAGAUUUAGUUCAAGUUUUCUGAAGAUGGGAUUAUUGGGAAAUGGAAGGAUCUUGCCUGCUCAUGAAUGAUCUGUGCUUAGUGAAAAACAUGUAUGAUGGAACGGGUUUAAAUUGGAACAAGGAAAAUAUGUUCUGGAAAUGUUGAUGGUAAGCAUGAAACUUUUUGGAAGUUUGCAUCUUACUUUGUUACUGUCUUAUU